Molecule: messenger RNA, 2066 nt
Organism: Marchantia polymorpha subsp. ruderalis
Lineage: Eukaryota; Viridiplantae; Streptophyta; Marchantiopsida; Marchantiales; Marchantiaceae
Source: the annotation of a GenBank genome assembly
GCGGCUGCUCUUCAAGAAUCCUCUGCCACGGCGGCAGUGUACUUCCGGCGACGCUAGCCUCGUAGGCAGAGGAAGAGGCGGAUCGCGGGUCGCGCAGCUGUGGAAGCAUUGGGGCACGACGAGACGAGACGCUUAUAAUUCUCUGGAUUGCUCGACCGCGAGGAUUGCCCGAAGAGCAGACAGUGGUCGCGAUGUCGAUCGUUCCAUCGCUGUGGGCGCCUCCUGCGUUGGCCGUGUCCUCGUCGUUCUCGAACUCGGCUCUUGCGUUCCCUGCGCGUUUCGUCUCUAGAGCGUUCAGGUCCGCGAGGCGUUUCCCCCGCUCGAGGAAUUCGAAAUUUCUGUUGCAAGGUUUGGUUAUUGCCAAGGCCAACGAAGUCCUCCAGGUUUCCUCGCCGACUGCUGGAGCAGAUGGCGCGGCGGAGAGUUCCGGCGAGGAGUAUGAGUGCGUUAUCGUAGGCGCCGGUAUAUCAGGAUUGUGUACCGCUCAGGCCCUCGCAACUAGGCAUUCUAUGGGGGACAAUUUCCUGGUCACAGAGGCGAGGGACAGAGUUGGAGGAAACAUCACAACAGUGGAGGGCGAUGGUUAUAUGUGGGAAGAAGGUCCCAACAGCUUUCAGCCUAAUGACUCAAUGCUGUUAAUGGCGGUGGACAGUGAUGUGAAGGACGAGCUCGUGUUAGGAGAUCCAGAUGCUCCUCGUUUCGUUUUCUGGAAUGGGAAACUUCGCCCAGUUCCUGCUGGACCCGCAGAUUUGCCAUUUUUUGACCUUCUCUCCAUCUUUGGAAAGCUUCGUGCUGGAUUCGGUGCCUUGGGAUUCAAACCUCCUCCUCCUGACAGAGAGGAAUCUGUAGAGGAGUUUGUAAGGCGCAACCUGGGAGAUGAGGUUUUUGAGAGGUUGAUUGAGCCUUUCUGCUCUGGAGUUUAUGCAGGCGAUCCCGCAAAGUUGAGCAUGAAAGCGGCAUUCGGCAAGGUUUGGAAGCUGGAGCAUUUCCACGGAAGCAUAGUGAAAGGGGCGAUCAAUGUCAUCCAGGAGAAGAAGAAGAACCCUCCUCCUCCACGUGAUCCACGAUUGCCCACACCUAAAGGGCAGACUGUUGGUUCUUUCCGCAAAGGAUUGAGCACUUUACCGAACGCCAUCGCAGCGAAAUUGGGAGACAAGGUGAAGGUCAACUGGAAGCUUGAAUCAAUCGAGAAGUCAGGUGAUGGCGAGUAUCGCCUAACUUAUGAGACCCCCCAAGGCAAGAAAGUUGUGUCGACGAAGUCGAUCGUUCUGACGGUACCAUCAUAUAUCGCGAAAGAUCUUCUGGCCCCAUUAUCUGAAAAGACUUCAAACGCCUUAGCAAAGUUUUACUACCCUCCCGUAGCCGCAGUCACCAUAUCAUAUCCCAAAUCUGCAAUCAAGGAGGAACGUAUCGUAGACGGCCAACUGAAGGGGUUUGGCCAGCUUCAUCCUCGCAGUCAAGGCAUUCAAACUCUAGGCACUCUCUACAGUUCGUCGCUUUUCCCAGGGCGAGCACCUGAAGAUAGGGUACUGUUGCUGAACUACAUAGGUGGGGCCACAUAUACUCAAAUCACCACCAUGAAAGAAGAGGACAUAGUUUCCAUUGUGGAUAAGGACGCGAGGAUAAUGCUAGUGAAGAAGGAUGCGCCAGCUCCCGUCGUACAUGGCGUUAGAGUGUGGCCCCGUGCCAUUCCCCAAUUUACAGUUGGUCAUCUCGAUACCCUGGAAGACGCCAGGAACGGGCUGAAGGAAGCACAAUUGGACGGCAUUUUCCUGGGAGGGAAUUAUGUUGCCGGUGUGGCACUGGGUAGGUGUGUAGAGUUCGCGUACGAAAGCGCUGCGGAAGUGGCAGCAUACAUGAAGCAAAAUUCCUACUUGUAGAGGGUUGGGAAGUGAAUUUUUGGCUAAGGUAGCGUAAGACGUUCUCAGGAGACGUGACCUCUCGACGACGUGGAGAUGUCUGGCACGGAUAUUGCACGGCUAAGUUCGAACUACUUGAUCGAACAUUUCUAUGUACUCUCGACCCCUUAUGUAAAUUAUACAAAACAGACGGGCCCCUUUCAACUC